[Candida] anglica is the source of this 1977-nucleotide messenger RNA. Lineage: Eukaryota; Fungi; Ascomycota; Pichiomycetes; Serinales; Debaryomycetaceae. The record is from the annotation of a GenBank genome assembly.
AUGCUCCGAGUUAUAGGCACUGUAUCGAGACUCAGGGUCCCGUCCUGUAGAACCGGACUUGUAAGACUCUACUCUUCCAACAUCGAUGACUUCAAUAAAAAUAAAAAGUCAUACUCUUAUGGGUUAGACUUUAAUAACCUGAAGAGAUUUGAGCAAGAGACUCAUGAAGAAGGUGGCCCCCUUGAUGUUAAUGCCAUGCUUGAAAGGGACCCUUCUCUCCAAGGGUUACAUCCAGGCACACCAGAGUAUAAGGAACAACUCUUCAAUCUCCAUGAAGCCCAUGAAGAACGGAGUAGACGUCAACAGAAAAAUCAAGAGUCCAGGGAAAGAUGGAAGGCCGUUGGGCUUGGGUUUGGACUUAUGAUCAGUUUGGCUGGUGCUCAUCAACUUUUUAUGAAUUAUGAGUACUUCACCAAUUGGUUGACUCAUGAAAGAACUUAUAAACUUGACCAAGCCAAGAUUGACAGUGUUAGUAAUCUUUCUGAUCCAACGAAGAAUAAGAACAAUUUCUCCAACGUGGUGGGUAGAUUCACAGAGGGGUUGACCCCGGAGAUUGUAGACGGGUUGAAGCCUCUGGAUUCGACCCCUGGUUUGUAUCUUUUUGGAGGUAAAGGUCGUGGGAAAUUUCCUCUCAGAGUACCAUUUUUCGAUGGGAUGUUGAUUAGAGACGUUCAAUUGAGAGACGACUACAUGGCAGUUAUUACCGAGAAGAAUGAGUUGUAUCAACUUUACCAAGGUGUAUCUCAACCGGUUAAGGCUCCAAAGCUUCCUUACAAGGCUGUCAGUUGCCAGAUCACUGACGAUUACUUGUAUUUAUUAGGUCAAAACGGACAAGUUUUCUACACUCCAAGAGGUGACAAAAAGGUGGCCACUUUUGAAGGAUAUCUGUACCGUAAUUGGUUAGGAUUAUCCAGAAAGUCCCAAACUUAUGGUAAAUUAAACAUCAAUGAAAGGGUGAAGUCUCUUUCUGCUGGUGAUUGUCAUGUGCUACUUUUAACUGAAUCGGGGAAGCUUUUUGCCACUGCCACUAAUGGCUCUCCAGAUCAUAACUUUGGUCAACUUGGUGUACCUAAGUACUCGCCAUACGCAUCACCACAAGUGUCUAUCCCAAUCAACGAAGCGUUUGAAUUGACUGGAUUGAACAAUGAAGUAGUUGGUGGCAAGUCCGACCGUACUGUUAGCCCUAGAGUAUUCACACACAUAACUACUGGGAAAUACCACAACUUGGUUUCUGAUAUUUCUGGAAAUGUUUGGAGUUGGGGUAGAAAUACCUUUGGUGAAUGUGGAACUGAGAUCAGUUACAAGACUGAUAUUCAAUCUGUCCCAAGUGUAGCUCUCCCAGUGGAUAAUUAUUACUCUUUGACAAAGCAUUUACUCCCAGAAACUAAGCGUGGAGUUAACAACUGGCAAGUUGAAGGAUUAUACUCUGGAGCUGAAGUAUCUUAUAUCAAAUUACAUUACCAUGAUGCUACCGCACCAGCAACCUCCAAGACUCUUGAACAAGAUGUGUUGUUGAGUUUUGGUAAUGGGGUUAAGGGACAACUUGGUAUUAAUAGAUACCUUCAUGUUUGUCCUACACCUCAAGUGUUGAAAUCCUUGUUAAACAUCUCUGAGUUUGAUGAGAAGAAAAACAAGGUUGUAAAUAUUGGAGUGAAAGAUGUAGUGGCUGGUAAUGAGCAUGCAUUUGUCACUUUGGCCACUGCUAAUGCCUCGGAUGUCUUAUGUUUCGGUGAUAAUGAAUAUGGACAAUUAGGUAAUGGGAAAUAUGUGAAGAAUGCAAAGCCAUCGCAAAUGCCACAACUCAUUGAACCAGAAGAAUUACAAGGAGUGAAAGACAUGAAGAAGGCUAAAAAGCAAUUAACCAAGAGAUUAUUAGAUGUGAACACAAGAAGAUUCCAAUUGAUUGAAGACAAGAAAUGGGAACAAGUUAUUGCAGCUGGAGAAAAUUGUUCAGCCAUUUAUUAUAAGAAGAAAUAG